GAUUACAGUCCUAGAGCCAUUGUUAACAUCAAGGCACUGGCAAUUGAUAUCCCCUUGAAUACCUUCGAUGUUUACAUUGUUUGGAAAGUUUUAGGCGUGGUCUCUUUAGUUGUGUAGCGAGCAAGUUUAGACAUCAAUUCUGAGGGAAAGAGGACUGUACGAUCUUUAGAAUUUAUGUGGAGAAACUAGUUAACUCUGCAGGUGUUUGUAUCUCAACUCGCUCGCUGUCUUUGUUGGGAAACUUUGCAACGAUACACAACGGAGAACCGAUACAAGGUGGACUUUGCGCGCUGGGUAAGGUUCCCCAAGGUUUCGCAGUGGAUUUAACAUUCAGUGCUCACCCGUGAACUCUUAUUUUACGAACUCUUGAGACGGGUUACACGAAGACUACAAUGGCCACGAGACGCAGGAACACCAAAGACAUAGAACUUACCCUAGAGAAGAGGGGAGAGGACUACAAGAAGAAGGUAGAGGCCGUGAAAACGAAAGAAAAAGCGCCGCCAAAAUGGCCGGGAGCUUGCAAACUUCUGCUGUCCAUAGUGUUGUUCCUGGUGAUCAUAAGUUGUCUUGGAUUUGGGAAAGUAUCGGUGAUAUCUAUCACACAGUGUCUGGCACAGGCGAGGUUCGAAAACCGGACAUACUCACCACCUUCCCACAACAUCACUAUUGUACAGUCCUGUGAAGAUGAGCAACCAGAACCCAUCAUCAACAUGAUCCUCCUGAUCCUGAUGGUACCGUACGGCAUCACGCUACUCAGGUGUCUGUGGGUGACGGGAUGUAGAGGCGUCUAUCCCUGGCCUACAUGGACGGCCAUCGGUGUGGGACUUCUGGCCAGCACAGCCGAAGUUUUCGCCCUCGGUCUCUUCAUGCUGGAAGCCCUUACAACCGUGAAAAGCGCCCUCGGCAUUCUCCUGAUGAACAGCAUCUACGCCAUGCAGAUCUUCUUCCAGCUAGUGUACGAAUGUUACAAGUUCGUUCGCCCGCACAAGACGGGGGAGCGGGCGCCAUCUUGGAAAAAGCUGCUGACUUUUCUGUUGGCCGACUGUUUGGGGAUCGCCGCUUUCGUCGCGAUCGUGUACUUCAGUUCUAUGGAGGGGAAUGAUCCAGAUGGUUGGUGGAAGGUUCCACUGUGCGUGCUUCUUAUAUCCACCGCCUGGUCUCCUGUCAUCCAAAAGCUUCAAACACGCACUCGGAACUCCGCCACGAUGGACACCGAGUCAUCCCGAACCAAUACCGAAGAACGACACAAGGCCGACCCGAAGGAGGGCGAAGAUGACGUCAUGGACAUCAGCAAGCGGAAGGACGGUCGCCUGACCUCCAGUCUGAUCACCAGCUUCUGGAAACUUCUUCUGACGCCAGCUGUGGUGACACUUUACGUGUGGCACUAUCAGAUUGGAGACGUUCGGACCAUGUGGAGCUUGUCCGGAUGGAACACUAUCACGGCUUUCCAUCCGGCGUUCGACGAACUGUUGGUCAACAUCUUCUGCAGCGUGGGGGCUUACGUUCUGUCGGUGUUUGCUUGCAGUAUCUGUGUGUACUACAUCGGCUUCACGGCCCCCUUGUUGUUGGGCACAGUUGACGCCUUCCUGCUUAUCUACAUCAUCCCCAUUUGUGAGGUUUUCAUACCUCGUGAGGCCUGUGAAGCAGAGGAGUCAAGGUACGUCUGGGGGAUUCCUGCAGCAGUUGGCCUGUACAUCGCACAAACCAUCGCCGUGUGGAGUCUGGUCGUUCAGAGUCCCAGCGGAAUCCUGGAGAAGGAGUCACAGAUCUUCUGGCUUCCUGGAUACAACAGCGUUUUCCUGGAGCAGUGGCUGAUGCUGAGCCGAAAAACUAAACACAGCAACCGGAAACAGUUCGUCCGGCGGGCCAAGACCAUCCGGAACGCGUGUGUGUACGUCUGUAGCACCAUGUACCACGAGUCUGAAGAAGAAAUGGAACAGCUGCUCAUCUCUUUGCGAGGCAUCGCUAACGAUUUACAGGACGAGGCUAACCGCCAUUUUGAAUCGCACAUCUUCUUUGACGGCGGCUGUAAGCAGGGGCAGCCUUCACGGUGGGCGUUACAGCUCAUGGCACUGAUUGACAAGACUAUGUGUCCACCAGGAGAGGUGACGAUAUUCAACGGGCUGUCCUGUGAGAAGUGGGAAACACCGUACGGGCUACAGUUCUGCUGGACAGUGGGUGCGAGAAAGAUGUCGUUUAACGUCCAUCUAAAGGACAACUCCAAGGUCAGGGCUAAAAAGCGAUGGAGUCAAGUUAUGUACAUGUCGUAUGUCCUCGACUAUCUCGCUAACUACAAUCCACUGGGCAUGUCCUCCGGCGCCAUCUUGGAUGACGACAUCGAGGCAUCCUCGCCAAAGAAGUCAACGUCGACGUUUGAGCGCAGCGGACCGCAUCGAGCGAGACUGAACGGGUCCUCCUGUUGGACAGCAGAGGAAGACGGCUUACAGUACAUAGAGGUUGACCUAAGCGAGCCAAUGGCCGUGACCGGACUGGUGGUACAGGGUCAUCCCCAUGCCGACGAGUGGGUCAAGAGCUUUGAGAUCCGUUAUUUGGACAAGUCUACGGCAAGGAGCGGCGCAACGACCGCACUCGGGGACGGAGCCUGGCGCCGGUAUGGAGAGGGCGUUGAUGGGGACGUCAAGACAUUCAACAUCACACCAACAAGUGGAAACGAUGCAGUGAGAGUUCUGCUGGAAGAGCCGAUAGAGACACGCUAUCUCCGGAUCUACCCACUUCAGUCGAACGGUUCCUGUAGCAUGCGGUUCGAGAUAUUGGGACAUCAUAUCGCUGACAAUCUGGAGAACACGUAUCUCCUUGUGACGGAUGCUGACGUGAAGUUCACCCCGGAGGCUGCUAAGGCCCUGCUGGACAUCACGGCCCGGGACCCGGCUGUAGGUGCAGUCUGCGCCCGUACCCACCCCAUGGGAUCUGGAGCAGUGGCGUGGUACCAGAUCUUCGACUACGCUAUCGGACACUGGCUAAACAAGGCUGCAAACAACGUCCUUGGCACGGUACUGUGUUGUCCUGGUUGUUUCUCUGUCUACCGAGCUAAAGCUGUCCGUGACGGGCUGGCAGAGUACUCCACUCACGUCACCAAGGCCAAUGAGUUCCUGGUCAAGGACAUGGGAGAGGAUAGGUGGUUCUGUACACUGCUCGUGGAAAGUGGCUGGAAACUUGAGUACUCUGCCGUGUCUGAAGACUCUACCUUCUGUCCCGAGACGUUUGACGAGUUCUUCAAACAGCGCCGCCGGUGGCUGCCCUCGACUGUGGCCAACCUGGUGCUGGUUAUACAGAAAUGGAAAACGCUUGUCACCAAGAACUCCAAUAUCUCUCGGCUGUUCAUCCUGUAUCAGCUACUGUUGCUCCUCUCGACUUUGAUUGGACCCGGAACAUGUAUGCUGUUGAUUUCAGGCGGCAUGGCCGUGGCCUAUGGUGUGGAUCCUGUCAUCUCUAUGGUGCUCCUGGUUCUCACGUCGGUUGCGUUCGCCUUGCUGUGUCUCAAAACAAACCAGAAUGUGCAGCUACAGAUUGCCAAAAUCCUGACGUUUGCCUUUGCUGUGGUGAUGGCUGCCGUGACGGUUGGGACUGCGACUGACAUCGCCAAGGGUCUCAGUAAUCCAGCCUCUUCUAAUUCUACAGGUGGGGAUGUAGUUUUACUUCCCAUCCCGAUCAGCACUUUGUAUUUCUUCCUCAUCAUCGGGAUCUUCAUCGUGACGGCCCUCCUGCAUCCGACGGAGUUCUUCUGCCUGUUCCACGGCAUCUGGUACCUGUUCUGUCUCCCGUCAGGCUACCUGCUGCUCACCAUCUACAGCAUCUGUAACCUGAACGACAGGAGCUGGGGAACCCGAGAAGGAAAAUCUAGUGGGGGUUCGAAGAGCUGGAGAGAGAUGUGGUGGAGUUUUGUUGAUGGACUACGUGGAUGUUGUGGUGGCAGGACAGACUCAGCAGAAGCCACAGAUAUAGAAGAGUUACCUGUACAAGACGAGCCGGGUUCAGAACCGACAUCUCCGACCGAUAAUGAACCUCGGCUUCCAGAACAGGAAGAAACUAUCGCCGAAGAACCAGAAACUGAGGAGCGUCCUCAAAGUCCACCAGCUCUUCCACCCAAGACUCUUCCACCACUUCCGCCUAAGAGGAGAAGAAAGGUAACAUUUGAUCCCAAUGACAGCCUACCAGAAAGAUGGUUUCGUCGGAGAAACAAAGAAAGCCUUGCACGGAGAGCCUCUCGCAAGCACUCCAACUGGAGGAUGAGUUACCAGGACACUGACAGGGUAGGAGUAGAGAUGUGGCUACCGGACAAGAUGAGGGAGAAGUACGCCCAGAAGUUCCUUGAUCAUGGUUAUGACGACACCAGCUUCAUAGCCGGGAUGAAGGAGUCAGACCUGGAGUUUAUCGGAGUAGACAAGAUGCACCGUCCAGAGAUUCUCCGACAGAUCGACAAACUGUCUGAAUACGCUAUCGACGUCAAAGUCCCCGAUACUGUAGAAGAAUGGUUGGAUCAGAUCGGUUUGGAGCAGUACAACGACAAGUUUGUGUACGACGCUUAUGACGUGGCCAGCCUGGUCAACUUGGAAGAGCAGCAGAUCAGGGAGAACCUUGGAAUCGUGAAGACUGCUCACGUCAAGCGUAUGUUGGUAGCAAUAAGUCAUCUUCGACACCCUAGCGAAACCGAUGAAAUGAUUGACCGGGUGAAGAAGGUGAUCUCUGACAACGUCGAGUCCCGGAGAAUGCAGGAUCUUGAUGAAGAGCACGUGAAAUACCGAGAGUACAAAUUCUGGAACCGUGUCCGCGAUGCUGCACUGAAGCAGGACUACGGAGUCUUCAACAACAACGUGGGUCUGAAAGAACAACUGGUGGAGCUGCGGAACUCCUGGCUCAUCGUGCUGUUCGUGUCCAACGCGCUGUGGCUCACCCUCAUCCUCACACUGGCCUCUCAGGCCAACUUACAGGUCCUGGACACCAACCCACUCGGUCUUGUCUUCCUCGUCGUCUUCGGCUUCAUCCUGAUCAUCCAGUUCUUGGCCAUGUUAGUCCACCGCGCCUGGACAGUCGUCCACAUGUUAGCCCGUAUCCGCAACCUCUGGGAGAAACUCGACACGGAAGACACCGUGGGACAGAAGGGCGGGCAGGCGGGAACAACCUCCCGGAUCCCUGACGCCAUGCCGGCGACGUCCCGGAGAGGUUUUGACGACGCCAUCUACCAGAACGAAGCCUUCGAGGGAGACGGAGAAAAUCCUCCCGUGUACGAAAGCGUUAGUUCGUUUUAGUUUGGGUUAUAAACCAGGUGGCUUUUAAAAACGCCCCUAGCUAAUAUUCAUUUACCCUGUUUAAGAUAGAUGAAGAAACAACAACUAGUUCGAUACAAUUCCUAAUAUCAAUGUUUCUAUAAGGCCACACCAAGUACAUUUUUUUGAAAGCAUUACUUGUUCUCACUUGCCUUUUUUUGCAUAUCCAAAAUUUUACAAGCAAAUCACGUCACUUCACAUCAAUUGCUAAACAAACUAGACCGUAGAUUUUGCUUUGAGACCAUCUAAUCAAAAUAGAACAGAUUGAGAUUUGAAUUCGGUAUUUAAGUGCUAGUAAAAACGUGCAUUUUUAUGGACAAAGUUAACUUUAAUAAGAUUGUUAAAACAUAUUGUCCAUCGGAUAUCUGAUUAUAAAAGCUACC
This is a messenger RNA of Branchiostoma floridae (Florida lancelet), 5668 nucleotides long. RefSeq lists its product as uncharacterized. Gene Ontology annotation, cellular component: cell periphery; cell septum. The transcript has 33 exons. Gene Ontology annotation, molecular function: protein binding; chitin synthase activity. The coding region runs from base 393 to 5267 and encodes 1624 amino acids. The record is from RefSeq and is a predicted model, not a curated record. NCBI's taxonomy places the organism in Eukaryota, Metazoa, Chordata, Leptocardii, Amphioxiformes, Branchiostomatidae.